AUGCCUCCCAAAGUCAAGAUAUUCAGUCUCGAGUCACGAUAUCUCGACGGCUUGCAGUACGUCUACAUGCCUCUCCAGAGGCGUGAUAGGCCGGAUCAAGACUCCGGGCCGCAGAUCAUUUCCCGCCGCGCCGAGGGCCGCAAGGGAAAAGAAGCCAGUGCCACGUUCGAACUCAAGAACCCGCAGACUCAGCUACAAAGUGCAAGACAUUCAGAGAAAAAAAGAAAACCUUGCAUGGAAUAUCGUAUCGUAUCGCAUCGCGUCAAACGUAUUGCAUUGGAUCUCAAUAGAUCGUGCUAUAGAAAUAGAUAUGCAUGCGCCCUCACCGCUCUCCCACACCCCAGACCUGCGGGAAGGAUUGUCAUCAUGCUUCAGCCUUCACCGUUCCCCGUCCCGUUUGAUUCCAAGGGUGAGAAGAGAUUGAUGCCGAUUUCAGCUGUGCAAGUUACCCUGUUCAGGAUAUCGCACAUUACGUCCGUAGAACUUGCCCGCCGAACCAUUCAUAUCCAAGAUAAGCCAUGCUGCUACUGCACCAAGCCGUGCUCUAUUGCCAUUGAAGAAUCAUCAUCACCGAUUUGCCCGUAA
Molecule: messenger RNA, 585 nt
Organism: Colletotrichum acutatum
Lineage: Eukaryota; Fungi; Ascomycota; Sordariomycetes; Glomerellales; Glomerellaceae
Exons: 3
Coding region: 1-585 (194 amino acids)
Source: RefSeq, a predicted model, not a curated record